Tarenaya hassleriana is the source of this 1302-nucleotide messenger RNA. RefSeq names its product putative HVA22-like protein g. The record is from RefSeq and is a predicted model, not a curated record. The transcript is spliced from 7 exons. Bases 311 to 1171 code for a protein of 286 amino acids. Lineage: Eukaryota; Viridiplantae; Streptophyta; Magnoliopsida; Brassicales; Cleomaceae.
UGUUAGGCACCACACAGAAAAUCCGAAACGAAGCGGUUAAUGUGCGUGAGGGCGAGAGAGAGAGAUAGAGGACUUUUAAAUUGACGACGGAGAAUUUUUUUUCCUGCGCUCACUCGUUGUUUUCUCUCUCCGAAAUUUCGCCGGGUUUUUUGCUCCGCCGCCGCAGCUAUUCGCCGGCAUAUAUCGUCCACUUGACAUCUGGUGGUAACUCUUGUUUUUGCUCCGGCGAAGUUUCCGAUCCCUAGAGUUUGGUCUGUUUUGCUGUUCUCUUCGUUUCAGUUUCCGAUAAUCUGAGAAAGAGUUGUACAAGAUGAUUGGAUCUUUUCUUACGAGAGGACUGGUGAUGGUUUUUGGAUACGCAUAUCCUGCUUAUGAAUGCUACAAGACUGUUGAAAAGAAUAAGCCUGAGAUUGAGCAACUUCGCUUUUGGUGUCAAUACUGGAUAUUGGUUGCUUGCUUGACAGUUUUUGAGAGAGUUGGUGAUGCUUUUGUUUCAUGGGUUCCAAUGUACAGUGAAGCUAAGUUGGCAUUCUUUAUAUACCUGUGGUAUCCUAAAACCAGGGGCACUACCUAUGUCUAUGAUUCCUUCUUUAGACCGUAUGUUGCAAAGCAUGAGAAUGAAAUAGAUCGUAACUUGCUGGAGCUUAAGACAAGGGCUGGCGAUAUGGUUGUUAUAUACUGGCAAAGAGUUGCAAGUUAUGUGUCGACCAGGAUCUUUGAGAUUUUACAGUAUGUUGCCGCACAAUCAACUCCAAGGCCACAACCACCUCAGAAACAAGGCCUGGGGGCUAAGCAAAAUAAAGCGCUACAAUCAACGUCCAAAGAGCCACAACUACCGGUAUCUAGCUCGUCAAGUGAAUCCGAAGAUGACGAGGUCGCCAAAAAGGCACGUCUACCGAAACCCGAGACUUCAACCUCUGAACCAGCAUCGGAUUCCCAAGACACCCAAACCAUCCAAAAAUCAAUCUCUGCCCCCAUUCCGAAUCCAACCCAAUCGAUUCCUCCAACCAAAGCUGAACCAGUGCGGAUCGAAAAAUCCGUGGAAUCUCCAUCCGAACAGAAGGAUAAUGAAAACUCAAACUCGACGCCUCCGAAGGAGACGAUCAUGAAGGAAACGAUUAGAGUCACUCGUGGGAGACUGAGGAAGACGCAUUCGGCGGAGAGCCGCUAAAGCAAAAAGGUAAGCGAAAGCUUUUUUCUCAGUUCUUUCAUUGACUGUUUCUUUUCUUGUUUCUUUUCCCUGAAUGCUUAUGCAUUUAGAAUCACAGUAAAUAAAUUGGAUUUAGUCUUUCGACGUUGAUC